Molecule: messenger RNA, 1873 nt
Organism: Ctenopharyngodon idella (grass carp)
Lineage: Eukaryota; Metazoa; Chordata; Actinopteri; Cypriniformes; Xenocyprididae
Gene: tp53i3
Product: tumor protein p53 inducible protein 3
Exons: 6
Coding region: 284-1321 (345 amino acids)
Molecular function (GO): NADPH binding; quinone binding; quinone reductase (NADPH) activity
Source: RefSeq, a predicted model, not a curated record
AUUUGUACUACAGAAAACAAGCUAUAUUGCACUGAUCUAUAUAUGAUUUAUCAGUGCUGUGAAGAUUUUGUUUUCGUUAACGCACAGAAUAGUUCAUAUGUGCGCUGAAAUUGCGCAGAAAAGCAGACUGGUGUAAAUACAAGCCACUUGACUGCAGUGACGUUGCAUUACAGUGUUAUGUGUGAUAUGAAACUUAACUUUUAAUUAACGUUUAUGUUUUAAGUUUAGGUCUUAAAUUAAAAGGAAAGCUUAUGUCCUGUUUGUGUUGUUAGAUCGCAUUUAAAUGUCAAUGCAACAAAUGCCCGAAGAGAAAACAGUAAGUGCAAAUUCAAUGCAGGCAGUACGUGUUGAUGAUGCAGGGAGACUGGAUGUGAAACAUGUCCCUCGGCCUGAACCCAAAGAUGGGCAGCUCCUCAUCAGAGUCGCCGCAACCGCUUUAAACAGAGCCGAUCUUCUACAGAAAAGGGGUGUUUACCCACCUCCCCCUGGAGAGAGUGAAAUCUUGGGACUGGAGGCCAGCGGGGUGAUCGCUGACAUUGGUCCUGAGGUCAAGGGGAACUGGAUGCUGGGAAGUAAAGUAAUGGCUUUACUCGGAGGAGGCGGCUAUGCAGAAUAUGUAGCUGUUCCAGAAGAACUCAUCAUGCCUGUCCCAUCACACCUCGAUCUUCACCAAGCCGCAGCUCUUCCUGAGGCCUGGCUGACUGCUUACCAACUUCUGCACUUCAUAGCCAAAGUGAAACCGAAUGAGACGGUGUUGAUUCAUGCUGGAGCAAGUGGAGUCGGUACCGCUGCCAUUCAACUGGUUCGCUUAUGUCGUGCGAUUCCAGUAGUGACAACAGGAAGCCCUGAAAAGUUGAAAUUUGCAGAGCAGAUUGGAGCAGCUGUGGGAAUCAAUUACAAAGAGGAGGAUUUCUCAGAAAAAGUACUUCAAUUUACUGAAGGUAAGGGAGCUGAUGUGAUUCUGGACUGCAUUGGUGGAUCUUUUUGGGAGAAGAACAUUUGUAGCCUUGCAAUGGAUGGGCGAUGGGUGCUUUAUGGUGCAUUGGGUGGUAAAACAGCAGAUGGAGACUUGUUUGGCAAGCUUUUGAGGAAAAGAGGGCAUCUCCUUUGCAGUCUCCUCAGAAACAGAAGUUUACAGUAUAAAGCAGAGCUUGUCAGGAGUUUCACCGAGCAGGUUUUGCCACACUUCCAGUCGACAGAUCCUCCCUUGCGGCCUGUGAUUGACAGCAUGUUCAACAUGGAAGAUGUUGAAAUGGCUCAUCAACACAUGGAGGCCAACAAGAAUAUUGGGAAAAUAAUUAUCAAAAUUGGAACCUCUUGAUCAUAGUAUUAUUAUAGAAUACAUACAGUCAGUAACAUCACCUGAUCAGCCCCUGUGCAGCAGCAUUGAGAAUAACAUCUAUGCGUUAACAUGCUGUAGAGCAACAAUCAGCAGAUCUGUCACUGUUUACGACCACUUACAAAACUGCUGGCAGUGUUAAAUGUUGUACAGAAAGAUUUGACAGCCUAAAAUGUAUGAGAGGAAAGCAUACAGCUUCGGAUGAAGAAAAGUUCCUAUAAUUAGAUUGUGAUCAUAUGUUGUAAUCAGUUUAAAUUUUCCUCAUAUCUGUUAUUCCAUUUAGAUUUAUUUCCUUUAUUUCCUCAUCCUCCUCCCAUACCUGUAACAAAUCCUUACCUAAAAUGGAAGCCCUAAAAUGAUACUUACUAAUUUUUUUUUUGUCCAGAAUGCUUAUAUCAUUUCAUUUUGAUUGUAUUGUUCUUAUUUUUAAUGCACAUUUUUUUGGAGAUAUUUUGUAAUAUUUCUUAUUUUAUUUACCUUUAAAUUUUAAUAUAUAUAAGCACAUCUUUCACUUAAAUACAAAAUAACUCUCCA